Cyphomyrmex costatus is the source of this 1628-nucleotide messenger RNA. RefSeq names its product facilitated trehalose transporter Tret1. Gene Ontology annotation, cellular component: membrane. Gene Ontology annotation, molecular function: transmembrane transporter activity. Lineage: Eukaryota; Metazoa; Arthropoda; Insecta; Hymenoptera; Formicidae. Bases 162 to 1550 code for a protein of 462 amino acids. The transcript is spliced from 5 exons. The record is from RefSeq and is a predicted model, not a curated record. Gene Ontology annotation, biological process: transmembrane transport.
CGUGAGGUGUUAUAAAUAAGUCGUAUUCUUAUCGAAAUGUAAAUGCACUUAUUUCAUUUCUUCCUCGUUUGGAAGCCAAGAUCUCGAACUCGUAUAGGUCAGUCCAAUUCUAUCUCUGGACCAUAAUAUGCACCUUACAAUCUGCACAUUUUGAGAAAAAAAUGUCUUGCGCCAAGGAUCCAGAGAUUCCCGAUAACAGGAAAAUGAUUGUUUGGCCACAAUGGCUGACCGCUUUUGCAAUGACUCUAGUAACCAUCGUUACUGGUCUGGCCAACGGUUGGGCUUCCCCGUAUUUAGCACAAUUAACAUCAGCGGAAGCAGAUAUUCCCUUGAAACUAACCGAUAUCGAGGCAUCUUGGGUGGCAUCUCUUUUAAGUCUUGGACGUGUAAUUGGGGCAUUUAUUGGCGCAUUUUUCCAAGAGUACACCGGGCUAAAGAAGGUGCUGCUAUUAUCGAGUUUGCCGUUACUCUCUAGUUGGAUUCUCAACAUUUGCGCCACAUCGGUCAUGUGGCUGUACCUUUCCAGAUUCUGCUCCGGAGUCGGAUCGGGCAUUAUGUGGCCCGCGAUAUCUUUGUAUCUCGGCGAGAUUGCCAAUCCAGCUAUCCGAGGCUCUCUGAUAUCCUUGAAUGUGAAUGCAGCGUCGUUGGGUAUGUUCUUGGGCAAUACGAUGGGCCCUUACCUGUCCAUGGAGAUGUUCAGUUAUGUGAGCCUCGUACCAAAUAUCCUCUUCAUGGUCCUCUUCAGCCUAAUACCUGAGUCACCCUAUCAUUAUGCUCUUCACAGCAAUAUCGACGAAGCUGAGGCAUCUCUUAAGUGGUUCCGACGAGAGGCUGAUGUUAAGGCCGAAAUACAGGAGCUUCAGGACUUCGUUGACGGCGCCAACACUAGUAUUUUAACAAAAUUCAAAGACUUCCUGUUACCAGCAAACUUGAAGAACUUUUUUAUCAUGUUCGGCUUGCAAGUCUUCGUCCAAGCAAGCUCGUUCAGCACAAUAAACGCCUACGCAGAGAUCAUCGUCACCAGUACCAAGGUGAACGUCACUCCAUCGAUCGUAGUAAUGGCAAUGUGUUUCGCUACAGUUGUUGCUGGCUCUAUCACCAUCUUAUUGGUAGAUAGAUUUGGUCGGAAGAAUCUGCUAAUACUUUCCUGCAUCGGCGUCACCGUUUCAUUCAUUGCUCUUGGUCUUCACUUCUAUUUCCUUUCUUUGAAUUUUGAUCCUGAAAAACUGACAUGGUUGCCAAUUACAUCAUUGCUAUCCUUUAAUCUAUUCGUGUCUUGUGGUCUAACCACGGUGCCUAGUACUCUUGUAGGUGAAAUGUUCCCAGCAAAUCUUAAGAAUCUAGCAUCUCUUUGCAUUUUUUCGAGCAAUGCUCUGUUUUCCUUCAUAGUUGUCAAGAGUUACCAACCUUUUGUUAAUUUAGUCGGACAAACAAUCGUCUUUUGGAGUUUUGGACUUUUCGUAUUUGGAGCGGUGCCCUAUGUGCGGUAUUUGAUCCCCGAAACGACAGGCAAAAGCUUACUAGAAAUUCAACGAUCCAUUAAAAAAUAAAACAACGUAAUAAAUAAACAAAAGAGGGCUACGAGCCUCACAAGGUUGAUGUUUAAUAAUCUAUCUUAGAUAUACAUA